AUUUGUAUUUAAAAGCUCAAUUCAUAUCAUCUAGGUUUAAUGAAAUUAAAGAAAAAUAUAAUGAAAUACUCUUAAUGCUUGAUGGUGAAAAAAGCUUAAAAUUCGCAGAAGCAUCAAAAUAUCAAGAUUGUAUUUACAUUUGUGAGAUGCAUUUAUGA
This is a messenger RNA of Racocetra persica, 158 nucleotides long. Lineage: Eukaryota; Fungi; Glomeromycota; Glomeromycetes; Diversisporales; Gigasporaceae. The record is from the annotation of a GenBank genome assembly.